Molecule: messenger RNA, 951 nt
Organism: Talaromyces marneffei
Lineage: Eukaryota; Fungi; Ascomycota; Eurotiomycetes; Eurotiales; Trichocomaceae
Exons: 6
Coding region: 1-951 (316 amino acids)
Molecular function (GO): methyltransferase activity
Source: RefSeq, a predicted model, not a curated record
AUGAGAGAUAUUUUUUCACUUAGACCCAUACAAUUUAUCGAUGAGGGGUAUUCGGAAAUAGACAACGAGUCUACAAUGUCGCUUGAUCUGAACACUGUAGACUAUCGGCUUCAAGACGGCCAAAUAUAUGUUGACGAAGAUGAUGCAUAUAGUUGGCCGGAUGAUGAAUGGUGUGAUUCUUUCGUGGAACUCGAUAGCAUCACUCCCUUAUAUGAUCAGGAGGAAGUUGAACGGUUGGAAUUAAUGCACUUAAUCUUCACAACGGCCGAAGACUACUAUCUGCACCUAGCUCCUAUCAACUGGCAUCCGCAGCGUAUACUAGACAUAGGCUGUGGAACGGGGACAUGGUGCAUCGAAAUGGCAGAUGCAUAUCCAAGCGCCGAGGUCGUCGGAGUUGAACUUUGUCCUUCUCAGCCGAUCCUGGUCCCUCCAAAUCUAUCUUUUCAAAUUGAUGAGUUUGACGAUGAAUGGACCUAUUCCCACUCCUUUGAUUAUAUUCAUGCUCGGCUUCUGGCUGGCAGGAUUCAUGGCUGGCCUAGGCUGAUGCGGCAAUGUUUCGAAAACUGCAAUUCCGGUGGCUGGGUGGAGUUUCAGGAUAUAGAUCCAUUGUUUACUUCUCAAUAUGAGUCGUCAUCUCAAUUUAUCGCCUCGAAAGGAGAUGUGAUUUAUCCAGCUCCAUUCCUUGCACAAUGGAUGCACGAAGCUGGGUUCAUCAAUAUCCACGUCGUCAAAAGAAAUCAGCCCAUGACUCCAAGUCACGGAGGCUCGAAGCUGCAAAUGGACCUCUACGAUGAGACACAAGAGCUUUCCACUAGUGUGAAAUCAUUUGCGAGGACAAUCCGCUGGAAUCGAGAUGGAGGCGAUGCUUUCCAUGAAGACCUUAUGAGUGAUGAUGUAUAUGCCUUGCCCGUCUCGAUAGAUCUCUAUACCGUUUAUGGCCAGAGACCAUGA